AAGUAAAGUUCUUCAGAUAAUGCAACAAAGAAGAAGUUUAGGAUGGAUAAAAGUUUCUGCUGUGCAUCUUCAAACAGGAAAUCUGAGAUUCAGAACAACUUAUAUUUUGGCUUGUAUUCGCUGAUCAUGGGGUGAUCCAGAAAUAAACUCCAGGCUUCAAAGCAAGAGUGUUUCAAAGCUGUCCUGCAGUUGAUCGAAACAUCCAGGCAAAGCAGGGAGAUGAAUACCAGCGAGGAUUUUCUGAAUUAAGACUUAAUCAAGGAGAUAACCUAUUUCGACAAUAUUAUUACCCUUUUAUUUCAGAACAGAAAGGAAAGAAAAAAAUAAAGAUAAAAAUGGCUACAACGGCAGCAAAUACUCAAAGACAAACGAUAGGCUGUGAGGAAUACAGCCUGUACAGCAGCUUGAGUGAAGACGAGCUUAUAAAGAUGGCCAUCCAGCAGAGCUUGGAAGAGGACCCUGUGGGUCAGGGGGCUGCCCAGAGCCACCAGAAGUCGAUGGUGGCGGGUCCCAGCGAGGCGACCCUCCCCGGCCGUGCCAGCAGCCACAACCCACCCUACCACAUCUACCCCUGGCAAAGAUUGGCAGCCCAGCCGAGAGGCCGUGCUCAGCCAUCCAGCUCGGGGGCAGCCUGGGGGGUCAGGCGAAGGUACGACGGCAGCCUGUUCAGCACAUCCCAGCCCGUAGAACUUGACCCUGUAGUGGCAGCAAUCAAGGAUGGAGAUGAAAAAGCAGUAUGUAACAUGAUGAAAUCAGGAAAAAACCUUUCUGAACCUAAUAAGGACGGCUGGAUACCCCUCCAUGAAGCUGCAUACUAUGGCCAAGUGGGUUGCCUGAGCCUGUUGCAAAAAGCAUACCCUGGUACAAUCGACCAGCGCACACUCAAUGAGGAGACGGCUCUCUACCUGGCCACCAGCCGGGGCAACCUGGACUGCCUGCUCACCCUGCUGCAGGCUGGGGCUGAGCCCGACAUCUCCAACAAGGCCAGAGAAACGCCACUCUACAAAGCCUGUGAGCGCAAGAAUGCAGAGGCCGCAAGGCUCCUGGUACAGUACAAUGCUGAUACCAACCACCGUUGUAACCGAGGGUGGACUGCUCUCCAUGAGGCUGUCUCUCGAAAUGACCUGGAGAUUAUUGAUAUCCUUGUGAAAGGGGGUGCCAAGAUUGAGUCUGCGAACGCCUAUGGGAUCACUUCUUUAUUUGUGGCAGCUGAGAGUGGGCAGUUGGAAGCUUUGAGAUACCUGGCAAAAUGCGGUGCUGAUAUAAAUACUCAAGCCAGUGAUAACGCCUCUGCUCUUUAUGAAGCCUGUAAAAAUGGACACGUACCUAUUGUGGAGUUUCUUUUGUCCCAAGGAGCAGAUGCUAACAAAGCCAACAAGGAUGGCCUGUUACCUCUUCACAUAGCAGCAAAAAAAGGGAUUUGCGAGAUUGUCUCCAUGCUGAUCCCUGUGACCAGCCGCACCCGUGUCAAGCGUAGUGGCAUCAGCCCCCUGCAUUUAGCAGCUGAACGCAACAAUGAUGACAUUUUGGAAGAGCUGAUUGAUGCUGGCUACGAUGUCAACACUGCCCUCUCCAAUGAACGCUCCUGCCUUUACGAGGACAGACGCACCACUCCCCUCUAUUUCGCUGUUUUUAACAAUAACAUCUAUGCCACAGAGCUCUUGCUGCAAGCCGGAGCCAACCCCAAUGUUGACCUCAUUAACCCAUUACUCAUCUCCAUCCGUCACGGCUGCCUGAAGACCAUGAAACUGCUCCUUGACCAUGGAGCAAACAUUGAUGCCUAUAUAUCAAGUCAUCCCACUACCUUCCCAGCUACCAUCAUGUUUUCGAUGAAGUACCUUUCUGUGCUGAAGUAUCUCCUGGAUCUGGGCUGUGACGCAGGUUCCUGUUUUGAGUGUCAGUAUGGAAACGGCCCACACCCUGCAUUAAAUUACAGACGGGACAGACUUAAUGAUCCUCAGCUGUCCAAGGAGCCAACUGUAGUACAGUUUUGUGAAAUGGUGUCCACUCCAGAGAUGAGUCGCUGGGCCGGGCCAAUCAUCGAUGUUCUCCUGGAUUAUGUGGGUAACGUGCAGCUCUGUUCCCGGCUCAAGGAGCACAUCGACAGCUAUGAGGACUGGGCUGUCAUUAAAGAAAAAGCAGAACCCCCACGACCUCUUUCCCAUCUUUGCCGCAUCAAGGUACGAAGCUUAGUUGGAAGAAACCGCAUUAAACUUCUGGACACCUUGCCUCUCCCGGACAGGCUGAUUCGGUACUUAAAGCACGAUUACACGCAGUGAGCCCAGGCACACGGGACACGCAGCGGCUUCCUGGCACGGCAACCCAACGUCAUCGGCAUGGCGAGGGCGCAUAUCGUGCAUGGUGGGGAGGAAUUGCUGCUGGCUUGGUCAAGCGCCCUCCAAUCAUUAAUCUAAGAGAUAUAUGCUUCUGAAGCAUCAGUGAGAAGAAAACAGAGAGACAGAGAGCUAAACAUAGGACCGUUGUUAGGUUUUCCAAGAGAAAACACGAUACACCUCAGAUCUUGAUCUGCAAAGAGCAAGAAAUGAAAGCCAACACUGAGAAAUGCACAGUGCUGAAGCAAGUAUCAGUGAGGAAUUCAAAGGUAUCCUGGGGGUGUGGUGGAGCUUAGCAUCCUUGCUGUGAUCACAAUUCAGAAAUUGUCAAGAAUCUCCAUAUUUGGGAAAACAAUCACAUUUCCGUCACUGACUGAGAUCUUUAUUUUCGUUUCUAUUCUACUGUUUGGAUUUCUGCUAAGUGUGCUGGUUGCUAAUUCCCUGAUACUUUUACACCAUCUAGCUAACACUCUUCCUUUCUGUUUUUUUUGACUUAUUGAGUACCUGAUUUCUGAAUAUUCAAAUAUCAGAACUUUUUAAUAGACUAACAUGCAGAAAUGCUGGUUCCUUUAAAAGUCAAGGAAAGGUUUCUUUAAGAAGGGUGUAAGAAUUGUAGUUGCACAUAGUGAAUAUAGUUCAGUUUGUAUUAUAUUUGCAAUAAGAAGUAGGUGAAAUUCUGCUUGAGAGAAUUUCCUAGACUGGGGAUUUGAAAGCAACUCUGAGCUUUUUUUUUUUUUUUUUUUUUUUUUUUUUGGUGUAAAUUAGAAGUAGCUGCACUGUAAAUAAUAGCUUUACUCUGUCAUGAAGCUGGUGUCAGAACAGCACAAAGCCACAGAGGAGCAGGAACAGAAAGUGAUGUGAAGGAGAGAGGCAAGGUACGUAGGGAGAGGCAACACUGCUAAACCAACUUUAUCCGUUCCUCCCCAAGAAGAUCUUGUCCCUACAAAACCCAGCCUCUCUUGCUCCUUGGACCUCUGUGGCUAUAACAGUACCAUCACUGGAAGAAAAGGGAGAUUUUUUUCAAAAUUAUGGAAGUCAGACUUAGACUUUUAUGAAAACAAAUACCCAGAAUGAGGCUUACAAAUCCUUAUUCAGGUGCCUAAACAAUGCCACAUUGCUUGCACCAGGUGUGGUUCCACUUAAGCCAAUGGGAACCGCAUUUGGUGUCAGAUAUUACUAAGGCAGAAUAAAAGUCUUAGGAUUUUGCCCUGAAUUUCCUGACUUCAGAAGUUUGAAGUAUCUAUUAGCUCCCUUUGACACUGAUGAAAGUUAUUAUCUCAGCUUCUUUGAAAAUUAGGUCACCUAUUUACAGCUCAGAUCCACAACUGAUUUAUGGCAGUUUAACAAGUUACCAUCUAUCAGCUGAACCGCUAUAAUUGUCCGUGAAAUUCUUUUAUUGAAGUUUUUAACAAGUCACAUUCCCUCACAGCUGGGGAGGCUGAGGAGCCCAUGAACAGUUAUUGGCAGUGACUACAGCCCAGUUGACAGGUGUGACUUGCUGAACCACUGAUCUGAUGAGUGCCUUAUUCCUGACUAGGCAUCUCAGUAAGAAUGGAAGAGCCUAAAUUUCAGAACUAAGCCUUUGCAGACUUCAUGCUAGAAGCAUGCUCAUUCUUACCUUAGGUGACAAAGGAGCUGUGCACCAUGGUUUGUUUGGAUUCCCCACCAGAGACCUGACAGAUCUGGCUCUGUUUGUUGGCCUGCGUAGCAUCCAUGGUAUCAGAUAGAAAUGUAAGUAGGGAAAAUGCAUUGCACCGAGUUUUAUUUGUGUGGAGUUUUGUACCUUAACACAGGACUAAAAGUGUGUUGCACACAUACAAGUCUGUCUGGGCGCACAAGUUCAGAUUCUGUGAUGGUUUGUGUGAAAUAUGUUCAGCACUUGUGGGACAGGAUGUGAGCAGAAGAAGAGUUGUUUAUAGCUGCAGGCAUUCUGUCCAUAGCUGUCCCCUUUCCAAAUGCAAAAGAAGUUGAAAAACCAACAGAGUUUCAAUUCACACUAAACAGCGAUCUUCUUGCAAAGCUUUGGAAAGUCAUGUGAGAUUCUUCCACUGCUGAAAUUUUGUCCAGUGACUUCCAUUGCUACCAGUUUAAGACCCUACCCCCUUGUCUCCUGCAGCAUGAAUGGGGAAUUGCUGCUUCUCAGAAGAAUACUGGGUGGAGGGAAAGGAAUGGGGAACAGGAAAUAUUUAGACUGGUUUUGCCAAGGAAGGCCAUCUAUUGGUAAGCAAUAUCUUGGGAGAUGGAAAAUCACCUGUGGAGUCCAAGCAACUCUCACUUUAUGGCACCGAGCAGUGAAGGUCUGGGUCCUACUCAUGUUGAUAGAGAUCAGAAGAAAAUUCCUUGAAAUUAAAUGAGAGUAACAGAGCAGAGUCAUAUAGGGUAAUGGAUGCAGACACUGCUUGUUGGAAACCAUUUACUUAAGUGCUUUUUUAGUGUGCAAUGACAGCCCUGGAGACCAACAGCUGAUAGAAGGAUUCACAGUCACCAACUGUAUGUAUAACCACAGGGGUGGGAUUUCAUAAGCUAUCCCACACUGGGAAUCUCCCCUAAGCCAACAUUGUUAUGUACACAAGUCUCGCGAGUUGUGAUUUCUUUUUAUGUCCUUGGAGAAGUUGUAACUGGGUUUGAGUGGAGAAAGUAUAGAAAGCCUAUUUCUUCUUUCAACCAAGAGACCUUCGUCUCUAUUGGGAGGACCCUGGUUGCUCUCAACCAUCUGUCCUGAACAGGAGAGUCACUGAUCUAGAGAGAGCACUGGUCUGAUGGGAACUUAACGCAACUGCAGGAAGGAUAAGGGGACACUGUACACAGAAACUGAAGAGAGAAGAGGCUGUUAGUGAGGGAAUCUGGUAAUUGCAAUGUUAUUAAGUGCUUUCUGCUUGAUCCUUAGAGCAAAUCUUCACACACUCAGUUUACAUUUAUUUGCACUGAAAUGGAGCCCACUACCUCUCCACUCUAGUCAUUGACACAAUAUUUUGUAUGCAAUACUGAAUCUGCACAAAUUCAUUGUAUAUUUAAUGCAUCUAUCUAGAAGUUACUGUGAAAAGACAAAUACCCCAAAACCCAAACAAACCAGGCUUUGUAAGCAGAUCAGUAGUUCUAGUGAAAGGUAAAGUGGCUUGUUUUUACUGGGUGUGAUAGAUAUACUCAUUCAGAGAUGAUGACUUUAUGUGAAAUGUUCUAGAAAUAUUUCAUGACCAGGUUACUGUACUUUUUUUUUUUUUACUUCAACAUGUGCAAUUCACUUGAUGUUCUUGUGCACUUUUGUGAUUUUUUAUUUCAUUUUGUAUGAAAGCUUUUUCAUUUACCUCUUCUUGCCAUUAUUUAUAAAAGCUAUUGUGGUUUAAAUUUGCAUUGUUGUAGUAAAUAGUAGCUCUUGAAUGUUAUGUUUCAUCUUUCAAACUAAGUAUGAAUAAACAAGUAAAUUCUGAA
Molecule: messenger RNA, 5762 nt
Organism: Calidris pugnax (ruff)
Lineage: Eukaryota; Metazoa; Chordata; Aves; Charadriiformes; Scolopacidae
Gene: ASB2
Product: ankyrin repeat and SOCS box containing 2
Exons: 10
Coding region: 336-2279 (647 amino acids)
Biological process (GO): intracellular signal transduction
Molecular function (GO): protein binding
Source: RefSeq, a predicted model, not a curated record